Molecule: messenger RNA, 228 nt
Organism: Colletotrichum higginsianum IMI 349063
Lineage: Eukaryota; Fungi; Ascomycota; Sordariomycetes; Glomerellales; Glomerellaceae
Product: WD domain-containing protein
Exons: 3
Coding region: 1-228 (75 amino acids)
Source: RefSeq, a predicted model, not a curated record
AUGGAGCCUCACUGGAAUCCCAACCUCGAAGAGCAGGCACUUGCUCGCGUGCACCGAAUGGGACAGACUCGCGAGGUGACAACCGUGCGUCUCUACAUGCGAGACUCCUUUGAAGAGCAAGUAAUGGAGGUUCAGAAGACAAAGAAGCAGCUUGCCGGACUGCUGCUGUCGCCGCACGACGGUAGCCAGACGGACGACAGUCUGAGCGGCUUGCAGGUGGGUGGUUGA